AUGGACACAGAGGAUGACCCCUUGUUACAGGACGCCUGGCUGGAUGAGGAAGAUGAAGAGGUAGCCUUCAGCUCCUGGAAGAGGCGGGAGGGUGCUCUGUUGUGUGGGAAAAGCCCAUGCAGAGUCAGGCCCCUGCGUGUUACGCUGCCCACGUCUGGCUUCUGGAAUAUUGUUGGCUGGAUAUUUACCAACCCGUACUGUGCUGGCUUAAUCCUUUUCCUGGGCUGUGCCAUCCCAGCUGUGCUUGCUGUUGUCAUGUUCCUCCACUACCCAGCCCUGGAUAUUGACAUCUCUUACAAUGCUUUUGAGAUCCGCAACCACGAGUCCUCUCAGCGCUUUGAUGCACUUGCCUUGGCCCUCAAGUCCCAGUUUGGGUCAUGGGGGAGGAACCGCCGGGACCUGGCUGACUUCACCUCUGAAACCCUGCAGAGGCUCAUCUUUGAGCAGCUCCAGCAGCUUCACCUCAAUGCUUCCCGUCUUGGGGUCAGCACGCGGGUCAAACGCAGCACCCCAGAGGGCAGGACGAGUUCCCCCAAGCCCCAUGCCCACCUGAACACAGGAAACCGGACUUCCCGAGUUGGGAGGGGUGCCCCACGCUGGGACUACUCCAGCACUUACAUCAGCGCCAACACACAGACACAUGCCCACUGGCGCAUCGAGCUCAUUUUUCUGGCUAGGGGGGACUCUGAAAACAACAUCUUCACCACUGAGCGCCUAGUUACCAUCCAUGAGGUCGAGCGCAAGAUCAUGGACCACCCUCGCUUCCGGGAGUUCUGCUGGAAGCCCCACGAGGUCUUGAAGGACCUGCCUCUGGGCUCUUAUUCCUACUGCUCCCCUCCCAGCUCCCUCAUGACCUACUUUUUCCCCACUGAGAGAGGAGGGAAGAUUUACUAUGAUGGCAUGGGACAAGACCUUGCUGACAUCCAAGGGUCCCUGGAGCUGGCCAUGACUCACCCUGAAUUCUACUGGUAUGUGGAUGAGGGCUUGUCUGCUGAGAACAUGAAAAGCUCCCUGCUGCGGAGUGAAAUCCUCUUUGGGGCACCACUGCCGAACUACUACUCGGUGGAGGACCGCUGGGAGGAGCAGCGCCGCAAGUUCCAGAACUUUGUCAUCACCUACGUGGCCAUGCUGGCCAAGCAAUCCACAAGCAAAGUCCAGGUGCUGUAUGGAGGGACGGAUUUGUUUGACUAUGAAGUGAGGAGGACCUUCAACAAUGACAUGUUGCUGGCCUUCAUCAGCAGUAGCUGCAUAGCUGUCUUGGUCUACAUCCUUACCUCCUGCUCAGUGUUCCUGUCAUUCUUUGGCAUUGCCAGUAUUGGGCUAAGCUGCCUGGUGGCUCUGUUCCUGUACCACGUCGUAUUUGGGAUCCAGUACCUGGGUAUACUCAAUGGUGUGGCUGCCUUUGUCAUUGUGGGGAUUGGGGUUGAUGAUGUUUUUGUUUUCAUCAACACCUACCGCCAAGCCACCCACCUCAAGGACCUGCGACUUCGCAUGAUCCAUACUAUCCAGACAGCAGGGAAGGCCACCUUCUUCACUUCCCUGACCACGGCUGCAGCAUAUGCUGCCAACAUCUUCUCUCAGAUCCCAGCCGUGCAUGACUUUGGACUCUUCAUGUCGCUGAUUGUGUCCUGCUGCUGGGUAGCUGUGCUCUUCACCAUGCCAGCUGCUCUUGGAAUAUGGACCCUUUAUGUGUCCCCACUAGAGAGCUCCUGCCAAACCAGCUGUAGUCAGAAGUGCACCAAAAAGAGUGCCUUGCACCUGGCUGAAGACCUCUUCAUUGCUUCAGAGGCCACGUCCAGAGUAGGCAGAGAGACACUUCCCUAUCUCGAUGAUGACAUCCCACUGCUCAGUGUGGAGGAGGAGCCCGUCUCCCUGGAAAUGGGGGAUGUCCCCUUGGUAUCUGUGGUGCCGGAAAAUCUGCAGCUCCCUCCAGAGAAGAGCAACCGGGGUCACUUGAUAACUCAUCUGCAGGAGCUGCUGGAACACUGGGUGCUGUGGUCUGCAGUGAAGAGCAGAUGGGUGAUUGUGGGGCUCUUUCUCUUUGUUUUGCUCCUGUCCAUAUUCUUCGCUAGCCGCCUCCAUCCAGCUAGCCGUGCUCCAGUCUUGUUCCGGCCAGACACUAACAUCCAGGUGCUGCUAGACCUGAAAUACAACCUGAGUGCUGAAGGCAUCUCCUGCAUUACCUGCUCAGGUUUGUUUCAGGAAAAGCCCCACAGUUUGCAGAACAACGUCCGAACAUCCUUGGAAAAAAAGAAGAGGGGCUCAGGGUCAACUUGGGGAAGCAAAGGGAGCAUAAGUGAUACAGGGCAGCAAGAUCUCCAGGGGACCGUGUAUAUCUCCAAGUCCAGAAGCAAGGGAAGGCCAGCCAUCUACAGAUUCUCGCUCAAUGCCAGUGUCCCUGCCCCCUGGCAGAUGGUGUCACCGGGAGACGGGGAGGUGCCUUCAUUCCAGGUGUAUAGAGUGCCUUUCGGUAACUUCACCAGGAAGCUGACAGCUUGUGUGUCCACAGUAGGGCUGCUUAAGCAGACGAGCCCCAGGAAGUGGAUGAUGACCACCUUGUCCUGUGACACCAAGAGAGGCUGGAAGUUCGACUUCAGUUUCUACGUGGCCGCCAAGGAGCAGCAGCGAACACGGAAACUGUAUUUUGCCCAGUCGCACAAGCCCCCUUACCAUGGCCGAGUGUGUGUAGCACCUCCUGGCUGUCUUCUCAGCUCUAGCCCAGAUGGACCCACCAAAGGCAUCCUUUAUGUUCCCAAUGAGAAAGCAGCACCCAAAGCAAAGCUAUCGGCCACUUCUGGAUUUAACCCUUGCAUGAACACGGGCUGCGGGAAGCCAGCAGUGCGGCCGCUGGUAGACACGGGAGCCAUGGUGUUUGUAGUGUUUGGUAUCAGAGGUGUUAAUCGCACAAGACGCCUGGACAACCACGUAAUCGGAGACAUGGGCAGCGUUAUCUAUGAUGACAGCUUCGACCUCUUCAAAGAGAUUGGCAAUCUGUGCCGCCUCUGCAAAGCCAUCGCCAGCAACACCGAGCUGGUGAAGCCAGGAGGGGCUCAGUGCCUGCCCUCUGGUUACAGCAUCUCCUCCUUUCUGCAGAUGUUGCACCCUGAGUGCAAGAACAUCCCUGAGCCAAACCUGCUGCCUGGACAGCUCUCUCAUGGGGCAGUGGGGGUGAAGGAUGGGAAGGUGCAGUGGAUCUCCAUGGCAUUUGAAUCGGUGAGUACAUGGCAUCGUCAUCUAUCCUUGUGA
This is a messenger RNA of Fulmarus glacialis (Northern fulmar), 3246 nucleotides long. RefSeq names its product patched domain containing 2 (gene DISP3). The transcript is spliced from 16 exons. Gene Ontology annotation, cellular component: membrane. The record is from RefSeq and is a predicted model, not a curated record. Bases 1 to 3246 code for a protein of 1081 amino acids. NCBI's taxonomy places the organism in Eukaryota, Metazoa, Chordata, Aves, Procellariiformes, Procellariidae.